Messenger RNA from Apis mellifera (honey bee), 3684 nucleotides. RefSeq names its product E3 ubiquitin-protein ligase ZNF598. Gene Ontology annotation, molecular function: ribosome binding; ubiquitin protein ligase activity. The record is from RefSeq and is a predicted model, not a curated record. The transcript has 3 exons. Gene Ontology annotation, biological process: rescue of stalled cytosolic ribosome; protein ubiquitination. Bases 307 to 3003 code for a protein of 898 amino acids. Lineage: Eukaryota; Metazoa; Arthropoda; Insecta; Hymenoptera; Apidae.
AAACAGAAGAAAGCGGAACCUGCUUGCUCAUCAAAUUGAAUUCAUCAAACCAACGAACAACAUACAUACCAUAGUCUAGCAUCGUGAUAACCUUUUUCUUUCAGGGACAUAUUGUAAGUUUUUACCAUCUGCUUAUUGGGACAAUUUUCAGACGAUGUGUGCAAGACAAUAGUGAAGAUAAUAUAAUUUAUUUUAUUGAAGUAAAAAAUUCAGUAAAAAUUAUAUAAAAAUAACAAAAUAAGAAUUUAUUAUAUUCUAUAAACAAUAUAUGUAAUAGAUAUUUCUAAAGGAUAUUUCAUUAAAAAAAUGUCUGGUAGUAAUGAAAAUAUGAAUAAUAACACCUGUGUUGUAUGUUACAAAAAUGUUGACAUUUAUAGUAUUGGAAUGUGUGAACACCCUGUAUGUUAUGAAUGCAGUACUCGAAUGAGGGUGCUUUGUUGUCAAAAUGAAUGUCCUAUUUGUCGUCAAGAUUUGCCAAAAGUUGUAUUUACAAAGGAAAUAAAACCUUUUCGCCAAUUACAUAAAGGUAGUUUAAUAGAUACACGAUAUAAUAUCUAUUUCGAUUCAUCAGAUAUUCAAAAUAAAUUUUAUGAUUUAUUGGCUAAUGUUUGCUAUAUUUGCAAAGAGAAACUUGUAUUUAAUAAUUUUAAUAGUUUAAAAGAUCAUAUGAGACAUCAACAUGAAUUACAUUAUUGUGAUCUUUGUGUGGAAAAUUUGAAGAUAUUUUCUCAUGAAAGACGUUGCUAUACAAGAUCUGAUCUUGCACAACACCGAAGAAAAGGAGAUGUUGAUGACAAAAGUCAUAAAGGACAUCCAUUAUGUGAAUUUUGUGAUCAACGCUAUAUGGAUAAUGAUGAAUUAUUUCGUCAUUUGAGAAGAGAUCAUUUAUAUUGUCAUUUUUGUGAUGCAGAUGGUUUACAUCAAUAUUAUAGCUCUUAUGAUUAUCUGAGAGAUCAUUUCAGACAAGAACAUUUCUUGUGUGAAGAAGGCACGUGUAUUGAGGAAAAAUUUACAAGUGUUUUUAGAACUGAUAUAGAUCUUAAAGCACAUAAAGCAAGUGUUCAUAGUAAACAAUUGAGCAAAGCUGCUGCAAAGCAAGCAAGAACAUUAGAGUUAGAAUUUACACUAGCUCCACGUGGUGAAAAUCGAAUGAACAGAAGAGGAAUGUUAGGUCCAUCGACUUCUAGGAAUUCAAGAGAUUAUAGUCUCAGGGAAUAUCAACCAAUUUCGCCAAAUACUUCAAAUGUAUUUAUACCAAACAACGAACCUACUUUUAUAAAACGAUCUGUGGAUGUGCAAAGUACAGAAGAAUUUCCAACAUUGGGUAACACUGCACCUAUUGUACCUACAUUAAAUCAAAGUAAAGGUAGAGGUAAUGUAACAAUCCGUAGUACUAUAAGACCCCAGCCUCUUGCUGUUACAGACGAAAAUUUCCCCGCAUUAGGACCAGAAGCAGGAAGUACAAGUAUUUCUAAAACUGUUAACUUUAGUGUAUCCAGCACUAAUGCAACAGGAUCAAAUACACAACCUCAAAAGAGUACAACUUCUAAUGUAUCUAUUCAAGUUAAUCAUGAACCAAAUGGAACAGUUACUACAAAAGUUUCAGGUCCUAAUAUAAGAAUUCGUCCUGCUCAACUAUCAAUGGAAUCAUUUCCUGCAUUAGGUUCUGCUGAACCAUCAACUAGUAGUAAUACAAAUUCAGCUCAUUGGAAAGAGGUAUUACAAUGGACUUGUUCUAAAUCAGCAUCUACAUCAAUACCUAAAAAAGUAGUUUCACCACCAUUAAAUCCUUCUCCACCACCUAUUCAAUCUGGAGAAGAUUUUCCUACAUUAUCGAAAUCAUCUAGAUCAAAGAAACAAUCAACAAUUACAGUAGUUCCUUCUUGGGGUCAACCACAGAAUUCUAAUAACAGUAAUAGUAUAAAAACAACUACUGAUUUAAUAAAAGGAAAAACAAGAAAGAAAAAAGUUAAACAAAAUUAUAAUAAUAAUACUGCUAAUGGAAAUGAUGCUAAUAAUUCAAAAACAAAUAUAAGUUCUGUUGUAGUAAAAAAAGAAUGUGAAACACCUAGAAAUUUAUAUAGUAUGAAUAGAAUGGAUACUGUACAGUCAAGUUCACAGUCUACACGAAAUACGGAUAAUAUUAGUAAUAAUGAAAUUAUAUCAAAAAAUAUAAAUGUUCAAUCUUCAAAAGAAAUGGAACAAAUUAAUAAAAAAGAAAAGAAAAAACAUAAAAACAUAGAUAAUGAAACGGUUGUAAAUACAAAUAUCGGUAAUAAUACUUCAAACGGAGUACAGAGAAAACGAACUGAAUUAAAAAUAGAUAGUUUAAAUUCUAGCAAUAGAAAUGUCCGUCAUUUAGAAGAAUUUCCAGCUUUAAGUAGCAGCAGUUCUAAACCACCAGGCUUCACAAAUCCACCACCAGGAUUUGGAACAACAACUCCUCCACCUCCUGGUUUUUGUAUAAAAUAUAACAGCAUAGAUAAAUUACAUAAUAAUAAUGGAUUGACUUUUACAAACAGUUCUGGAGAAAGUUAUUCUAUUUUGCCAGAUAAUAGUAAACACAAUAAAGUAUAUAAUUAUUUACCUCCUCCAGAAUUUCAAAAACGGAAUAAAUGUCUUGUAGCCAAAGUAAAUGAAAUAUUAAUGCAACACGAUGAUCAAAUUGAGGAAUUUCGAUAUAUAAGUGGACUAUUUCGACAAGGAACAUAUAAUGCUCAAGAUUAUUAUAUGCAUUGUCGUGAAGUUAUGGGUCUCAGUGCUUUUGAAAAUAUAUUUCCAGAGCUUUUAGUUCUCUUGCCAGAUAUUGAAAAGGAACAAGAACUAUUUAAAGUUCAUAAAAAAGAAAGUGGUAAUAAAAUUAAAGGUUUAGAAAUUUGUACAACUUGUGGUCAAGUUUUAAAGAAUGGUUCUGAUUUUCGAACACAUAUGACUAAUCAUACAUUAGAAAGCCAUUUUCCUGCAUUGGGCAAAAAUAAUGGUCUGUCUCAAAAAUAUUCUUAGGUUUAUAAAUGAACAUAGUUAUGUUCCUUUAAUUAUCUUAAAAAUUUUGCCAAGGUUCUGUAAGCUAUAAAUAAAGGAACUGCUAAACAAAUUAUUUUUAUGAAUGGCAUCAAUGUAAGAUAGUUAUAAUCAAUUUGAAGUUAUUGGUAAAAUAUAAAUAUUCUAACUGUCAGCUUUUAGUAUUAAAAAGUUAUUUUGAACAAAUUAAUUACCAUGAUGUACUUGGUAUUUGUUCAAUGACCUGUGUGAUUGCUGCCUAAACUAAAGAAAAUUUAUCAUCAAAUGGUUGUAUGCACUAAUAAUUUUAUGAAAAUGCAUAUAGCAAAUAAAGUCAAUAAUUCUGUGUAUAAUAACAAAUUUUAUGUAAAUGAAUUUAAACAAUUUAACAUUUGUGACACAAAAAUAUCUAAAUAAGAUAUUCAUAUAUUAAAAUCUUUUAAUUGAUGCCCUUUAUUCUGUCGUAUGUUAAAACUACUUUGUAUAUAUUACUCAUAAGUAGGAAAUAUAUUCUGUAAUUUAUUCAUUGUCUUUUAUGAGUAGAAAUGGAAUAAAAUUUUAUGAUGCAUAAAAGUAAUAUUGCAUAUUAACAAAUUAUUUGAUACGUUAUACAUUAUACAGUGCAUGUAUGAUAAUGUACUGUUUUGUACUAUAAUAAAGUUACUACAUUGAGUUAAAUAAGAA